Messenger RNA from Dalotia coriaria, 3506 nucleotides. It is a transcript of the gene stw, whose product is annotated as laccase. Gene Ontology annotation, molecular function: copper ion binding; oxidoreductase activity. The transcript is spliced from 8 exons. NCBI's taxonomy places the organism in Eukaryota, Metazoa, Arthropoda, Insecta, Coleoptera, Staphylinidae. The record is from RefSeq and is a predicted model, not a curated record. Bases 256 to 2436 code for a protein of 726 amino acids.
AGUGUACCAACACGCUACGGUUACCAUCACUUCGUCGUGGUGGUGUGCAAGAGUCGCUCGCAGGCCACAAGAGUCGAAGAAAUCGCGGACGCCGUCAGUGCAGUGAGUGCUCGCCGCGCGCAGUGAACGUACCUGGAGAGCGAAGUCGAGUGCACGGCGCGGAGCGCCCUCAAAAUAAUCUCGCAAAUAAAUUAGAACACUCGAAACAAAGGAUUUCAAUAAGUUAAAAGUUUGCUCAAACCAAGGACUUCAGCAAUGGGGACCAAACGACUUCUGGUCGCGUUUGUCUUCGCUACAGUUCUCACACCCGCGGUUAUCAAUGCCGUAAGGGUCGGAGCCAAAAAGAAAGUUAAUGAUCAAUCAACAGCUGCCUCCUGGUGGCAACACGACGCCAUCAACGCGGCUGACUUUGCCGACCAACCAGAUUUCUUCGCAUCGACACAUGGUUUAUCACAGUCACACCCAGGUGUAAAAUUCACACCCACCGCGGGUAUUAAACCUAAAGGUCCAGCUACUGGAGCUGCGUAUAAACAUUUAGACUAUAGAACGUCAGCAACUGCUGAAUUAAGACGUAACCCUUCUUUAUCCGCACCUGAUGAGUGCGCGAGGGCGUGUCGUGAAGGAGAACCUCCACGCACGUGCUACUACCACUUUACGUUAGAAUAUUACACAGUUCUUGGCGCGGCUUGUCAAGUAUGUACACCUAACGCUACCAACCCAAUCUGGUCACAUUGUCAAUGUGUUUUGGCUGAUGGUGUGGAACGAGGUGUCCUCACCGCAAACAGAAUGAUCCCAGGACCUAGUAUUCAAGUCUGCGAAGGUGACAAGGUUGUAGUUGAUGUUGAGAACCAUCUUGAAGGUAUGGAAGUCACUCUUCAUUGGCACGGUAUCUGGCAGAGAGGUUCCCAGUAUUACGAUGGUGUGCCAUUUGUUACUCAGUGCCCAAUUCAACAAGGAAACACCUUUAGAUACCAAUGGACUGGUAAUGCCGGUACUCAUUUCUGGCACGCUCACACUGGUCUCCAAAAGAUGGAUGGUCUUUACGGUAGUGUCGUAGUACGUCAAGCUCCUUCCAAAGACCCCAACUCACAUCUCUACGAUUAUGAUUUGACUACUCAUGUGAUGCUCCUUUCCGAUUGGUUGCAUGAAGAUGCUGCUGAACGUUUCCCAGGUCGCCUUGCUGUCAACACGGGCCAAGAUCCCGAAUCUAUGUUGAUCAACGGCAAGGGCCAGUUCCGUGAUCCCAACACCGGGUUCAUGACCAACACUCCUCUUGAAGUCUUUACUAUCACACCUGGUCGUCGUUAUCGUUUCCGUGUUAUCAACUCUUUUGCAUCUGUAUGUCCUGCUCAGCUUACCAUCCAAGGCCAUGACCUUACUCUAAUUGCUACUGAUGGUGAACCUGUGCAUCCUGUUCAAGUCAAUACUAUCAUUUCUUUCUCGGGUGAACGUUAUGACUUUGUGAUCAACGCUGACCAAACUGCUGAUGCUUACUGGAUCCAACUUCGUGGUCUGGGAGAAUGUGGUAUCCGAAGGGCUCAACAGUUGGCAAUUUUGAGAUACGCGCGUGGUCCAUAUCAACCCAGUACUCCAGCUCCUACAUAUGACGUUGGUCUUCCUCAGGGUAUCGUCUUAAACCCGCUGGACGCUCGCUGCAACGAGCAGCGCGCCGACGCCAUUUGCGUCAAUCAACUCAAAAACGCCAAGGACAUCGAUGAGGGUGUACUGCAGGCGCGUCCAGAUGUCAAGAUCUUCUUGCCAUUCCGUUUCCACGUCUACAAUCCACAAGAUCUCUUUGCUCCGAAUACGUAUAACAGGCAUUUAAUUGCACCAAAUGGUGACCACGUAAUCAGUUUGAUCGAUGAAAUCUCAUUCAUGUCACCACCAGCGCCACUUCUAUCGCAAUACGAUGAUAUCAACCCGGAACAAUUCUGCAAUGGUGAUAACCGUCCAGCAAAUUGUGGUCAAAACUGCAUGUGCACACAUAAAAUCGACAUUCCGCUUAAUGCUGUAGUUGAAGUAGUACUCGUUGAUGAAGUGCAACAAACUAACUUAUCGCAUCCGUUCCAUCUGCACGGCCAUGCCUUCCAAGUAAUUGGUAUUGGUCGCUCUCCUGAUCGCAACGUGAAGAAAAUUAACCUCAAACACGCGCUUGAUUUGGAUCGUCAAGGUUUACUCCAUCGUCAAUUUACACUACCACCAACAAAGGAUACAAUCGCUGUGCCUAAUAAUGGUUAUGUAGUCCUGCGUUUCAGAGCUGAUAAUCCUGGCUUCUGGCUGUUCCAUUGUCACUUCCUCUUCCAUAUUGUCAUCGGUAUGAAUCUCGUAUUGCAGGUUGGCACUCACGCUGACCUUCCACCAAUUCCACCCAACUUCCCAACGUGUGGUGACCAUCUGCCUGAGAUCACUCCACCGGAUCCAUUCGUUAAGUUCUAAGUUAGUUCUUCUUUCCUUAAACAACGCCACCCAGCGGACGUCCCACAACUCUAAUCAACUGAAUCAACGAAUUGAAACGAAUCGAGUCGAUUCCAAUUGAAAUCUCUUGCCAUUUGCCAUUUUUAGACCAGGUUUACACUAACGGGACGUCCUUAUCUCGAGCCACAGCCACUCGUACUCGUAUCACAAUCACAGUCGGUAUAAACUAAAUAUUUAUUUUUUUACUUCUAUCGUUUACCAAGAUGUACAUAAUGCAGCGCGCGCUCAAUGUAUAUAAUAAAGUGUCCGCCAUAUUUCCUUCCAGGUAAGUACCGCCCACAGCUCACGAGAACCACGCCCAUAACACACCCAUGUGUGUUAGAGGUAACGCCCUCUCGUGGUGCGACUAGUGUAUUGUAUUGCAUGAACGAUGAAAACAAGCGUGAAUGUUUCCGCACACAAAAACCGGUGCUGUAAAAAUGCCACCCGCUAUCAUCUUUUACUUCCGCUCACUAUUUUCGCAAGCAAAACUAUGUAAUUAUAUGUAUAUAUCAAUGCGCUUUGCUUUGACGUUUCCUACGAAUACUCGUACACUUGUAAACUUGUAUAUAAUUUAAGUGACCGCAGUGACUCAUGUCACCACAUCACCGAACGAUUUUCAAACCACUGCGCAUGCGCCAAAGCAUCAGCGUUCACUCAACUUACGCAAGUAAUUUGGUAUGAAUGUGAUUGCUGGGAAUGCAACAGUGGUGUGUAAAUAAUUUCUAUUGACUAGAAAUAGCAAGCUAGUAAUCAGUAUUUCGUGCGUAGAUAAAAAACAACUAUUUUUGUAUUUGUAUUUAAAGCUAUAGAUGGAGAUAGAACUAAUCUUUCAUCCAUAACCUUAAAGAAUUCAAAUAAAUAACAAGUAACUAACCGGUUUAUAGACUAUGAAUUUAAACUAAAACUAAAUUUAUUAAAUUUUGAAUCUUGAUGAGAAAUUUAUUUUUGUAUUAUAAGAGGUAUUUUUAUAUUUUUGCUACUACAUAUAAAGCCAACUAAAUACUGUUACGUACAUAUAUAAAAUAUAUUUUUGAUAAAGUUACCAUGUA